Rotaria sp. Silwood2 is the source of this 684-nucleotide messenger RNA. The record is from the annotation of a GenBank genome assembly. NCBI's taxonomy places the organism in Eukaryota, Metazoa, Rotifera, Eurotatoria, Philodinida, Philodinidae.
AUGUCUCAAAUCGAAAAACUUGUUUCGGUAAAAGGAAAACCAAUGAUCCUUUAUGAAGGAUAUAUCUACACAGUAGAACGCACUUCAACAACAAAAUUAAUUAUGCGAUGUCAAAAUCGAGAUUGUAAAGCUCGUUGUCACACCAAUUUAUCCAUGGACGCAUUCAUUUCUCCACCAACAUCACACUCCCAUGCUCCACAACCUGAUCGUGUUCCAGUUGUUCAAUUAAAAAAUGAAAUUAAAGCUCGUGCCACAACAACAGAUGAAUCAACAAGUACAAUUCUUCAUUCAGCUUUACGUACAUUUCCACUCAGUGCUGCUGGUGAACUUCCACGAAAUGAAUCUCUUAUGUUAAUGAUACGACGACAACGUACUGUUGGAAAAGUUGAUGCUGAUGGUCGUUUACCAGAAAAAUUAAGAAAGACAUAUCGCGAUGAAGAUUUUAUUUUGCAUGAAGAUGAAAAUUUGAUUAUCUUUACAACAAAAACGAACUUAUCCAUCUUAAAGCGCCACAAACAUUGGUUUGCUGAUGGAACAUUCAAAGUAAGUGAUCAAUUAAGUGUAUCUUUUUUUUCUCAUUUCUUUGAUGCAGGUAUGUCCAGACGAUUAUUACCAAUUAUUUACAUUGCAUGCAAUGAUGAACAAUGCAGUUAUUCCUCUCGUCUAUGGCUUAUUGAUUGGUAA